AUUUUGGGGUGAGUUUUGAAAGUACCAACAAUAUUGGGGUAUAUUUUGAAAUAAAAAUAAUAUAUGGGUUACUUCCGCGUUUCCAGAUAAUUUCGGUGGCUUAUAUAUGUCUUUUUAGAAGUUUUAGGGUGAGAUUUGAAAGUAAUGAUAGCAUAUGGGUUGAAUGGUAAUAAUUCUGGGGCUUUUUCGAGUUUCUAUUUAUUAAAGGUCCAUUAUUGUAUUAUUACCGGCUGUUUUCUAUUUUGUCGUUCCCGGCAAAUUUGGCUGAAUUUUGCCGGCGACGAUUCGAACUUUGCCAAGCGAUGCAAGCAACGGCGAAUCUUCCGGCGAUAUGGAACCUAUCGCUGUGCGGGUCAUCCUCUAAAGUCCAUAUAGUGAACCCUAGGCAUCGAAAGUCUCACGCGCUUCACUGUUUGAGAUCAGAAGGGCAUGAAGAGUUUGAUAAUUCUCAGGAUAAUCUUGGACUAUCUUCUAUUACAAAAGAAGCAAAACAUAAGGACAUAUGGAACCUCUUUAGAGAAGCUCAAAAAAAUAUCCUUAUUUUAAACAAGCAACGCCUAGCUGCAGUUGAGGAGUUAGAGAAGCUAAAGAAUGAGAAAGAUGAAUUACUAGAGAGGAUUAACCAAUUGGAGGCAGAAAGUCAGAUUGUAAUCAAGAAAGAUAAGUCGUCACUAUUCUGGGAGUUGCUUCUCCGUAUUGAUUCUAUGGUGAUCAAUGGUUUAAUCAACAUUGAAGAAGCUUCAUCCUUGAGAAAACUGGUUAAGGAGCAUGAAGCAAACAUCUCUGAGUUUCCCCUCGAUGUCCUGCAACAAGGAGAUGCUGAUAUUCUAGCAGAACUCAGACUGUUCAUAAAUAAAGGCAAAAGGAAUGGUCUCCAUGUGAUUCAUAUUUGCACCGAAAUGGCUCCAUUGGUUUCUGUUGGACCUUUGGCUUCUUAUAUAACAGGAUUGUCGUCUGCACUCCAAGGAGAGGGCUACAUGGUCGAAGUUAUAUUGCCAAAAUAUUCGACACUUGAUUUGGAUGAAAUUGAAGGGCUCCGGGAAAUUGAAGCUGAUGCAUAUUCGUAUUUCAAUGGCCAGCUGCAUGCAAACCGAAUAUGGAAUGGAGUUGUCUCUGGAAUAGGAGUGACACUUAUUCAACCAGUGUAUUACUCCUCAAUGUUUAGCCGUGAUAAAGUAUACGGGUAUCAGGACGAUUUUGAUAGAUUUGCCUACUUCUCUCGUGCUUCAUUGGAUUACAUUGCAAAAUCUGGAAAGCAGCCUGAUGUUUUACACAUUCACAACUGGCAAACUGCAAUAGUUGGACCGUUGUUUUGGGAUGUUUUUGUUAAUCAGGGACUUGAAGGUACUAGAAUACUCUUGACAUGCCAAGACUUUGACAAGGGUCUUGUACCUCCUGAAAAAUUGGAGCUCUGUGGGCUCGAUUCAGCUGAGCUUCACCGUCUUGAUCGCUUACAAGAUAACACUAAUCCACAUUUUGUUAACAUUUUGAAGGGCGGUGUUGUCUACUCCAACAAAGUCGUAAUAAUGUCAUCUUCACAUAGCUCAAUCCCUGGUCUCGAACCAACUUUAGCUAUCCACAAGGACAAGUUGUUUUUUGCUCCCUUUGGAGUGGACAACUCAAUGGAGAAAGACUUUUGUUGUGACCUUCACGUCUCUGCAUAUACUUCCAUUAAGAACCUAUGAGAUGAUGAACAAGAUGAUUAUUUAUCAUAUUUUCACACAAAUUAAAAAAAAAAAAAAAAACUAUUGUGUCCAUGUGUUUAGUGAGAUUAGUUGUAUAAUUGUUUGAUUUUCCAACUAACAAUUUGGACUCCUGAAUUAAUUAAAAAUAUAUUUUAUGUUGUUAAGAAAAAA
This is a messenger RNA of Arabidopsis lyrata subsp. lyrata, 1856 nucleotides long. Its product is annotated as probable starch synthase 4, chloroplastic/amyloplastic. NCBI's taxonomy places the organism in Eukaryota, Viridiplantae, Streptophyta, Magnoliopsida, Brassicales, Brassicaceae. The record is from RefSeq and is a predicted model, not a curated record. The transcript is spliced from 13 exons. The coding region runs from base 303 to 1685 and encodes 460 amino acids.